AUGGAAGCAAGAAAUUCAAACGUUCUCAUUGAGGGGCCGGAACCUGUUGUUGGAUUUUUCGUUCCAGCGUCGUCCGCUGCGUAUGUCACAGAAAUAUUGGAACUCGCGCUUAGCACUAUACCAGGCGCUAGAGUUUGUGCGGGCACCUUGUCCAAGGUAAUGGACUCUAAUCUCCCAGCAACCAACGCUCAUCCAGAUUCCGAUUUCCUCCCGGAUUUAGACACUUCGGAUGGUAGCUGCCCAGAAACUGAUGUCGAACCGGAAGGAACAAAAAGAAAGCAUGGAGACCAUCACAAAUGUGUUCCGGGAAAGACUGGCAAUUGUUGCAUGCAUCGAAUGGCUAAUGAGAUGAAACAGAAAUAUGGUACACCUGUUGCUCAGCCAAAUGGUACUGCAAGUUGUCCACGUAUCAUGGUACAGUAUCCAGGGUUGCCAUACGUUGUUCCAGUACACGAAGAGUUCAAUAAUCUCGGUCUUCCACGUGGCAUUGUUCGGUUUGGAUGCAAUGGUGUAUUCAUGGUAAGUCUCAAGACACACAUAUCAUUUUUGGGUUAA
Molecule: messenger RNA, 555 nt
Organism: Caenorhabditis remanei
Lineage: Eukaryota; Metazoa; Nematoda; Chromadorea; Rhabditida; Rhabditidae
Exons: 3
Coding region: 1-555 (184 amino acids)
Source: RefSeq, a predicted model, not a curated record